Messenger RNA from Capsicum annuum, 2035 nucleotides. Its product is annotated as transcription termination factor MTERF9, chloroplastic. Gene Ontology annotation, biological process: regulation of DNA-templated transcription. The record is from RefSeq and is a predicted model, not a curated record. The transcript has a single exon. Gene Ontology annotation, molecular function: double-stranded DNA binding. Bases 258 to 1901 code for a protein of 547 amino acids. NCBI's taxonomy places the organism in Eukaryota, Viridiplantae, Streptophyta, Magnoliopsida, Solanales, Solanaceae.
UUCCCGAUAAUAUUCAAGAUAAUACAUUAUAAGUAAAUGACUAACAUCUUAUUAAUUAAAAUUACUUCUUACUUUUGUAAAUAAUAAUAUUACUACUUAAUGUCUUUUAUGAAUAUUACACUAAAAGAAGUACUACGUAAAAUUAAAAAAUAACUCUAAAUUAUUAAUAAUAUUUUUAUUAUGCUCAUAUAUUGUAGUAUUAAAAUUUAAUUUUAGAUCACCGAAACAUUUGAUAUUUAAUUUCUUUGACAAAACAAAUGUGUUUGCUGAGAUUUGACCAAUGCAAUCCCAUCUCCUCACCCCAAAACCCAAACCCCAAGUGGACCAGUCUCUUCUGCAUUUUUGUGAAGAUAAGAUGGCCACCCCAGCAACCCCUUCUCCUCCUCAAACAUCCAUGUACUUCCAAAUCCCCUAAUUUUAGGGUUUUAGAGUAUAUUCCUUGCUUUUAUUCCUACUCCUUCCUCUUCAUCCUUUUCACUAAUAACAAUAUGGCAGCAGCAGCUAUUUUUAUAACCUGCAACUCAAUCAGUUUUCCCGGUUCAGGCCCAUUUAGAAGAAUCCGUAACGGAAAGAGCUGUUUCUUCAGGCUUAAUAGAAUUUUUGUUGUCUCUUCACAUACUAGUCAAAAGAUUCUCAAGCCCAAUAGAAGGUCUAGGAACGGCCAGCCAAUGUCGCCUUAUGACUCAGAGUCUGAUGAAGAUGAAGAAGAAGAAGAGGAGGAUGUUUUGACUUCUGACGAUGAAUCUCUAGAUGUGAGGGUUUCUGGCCAGGACGGGCAGCGCCUGAAGUUUCAGAAUGCAACACUCAUCAGACGAGACAGUCAUCACUAUUCGAAUGCAAAAUUGGGACACCGGUGGCAAACUCCUGAGAUAACCCAAGAUUGGAGAGAAAAGGAGGCAAGGAGAAGCUUGGCUAAGGACAGAUUUAGUCAUCUAGCAGAGGAAUUGGAUCUGGAUGAGAGAUGGUUUCCUCUUCUUGAUUACCUUAGUACCUUUGGAUUUAAGUACUCUCAUUUCAUCCAGAUGUAUGAAAGGCACAUGCCUUCCCUUCAAAUAAAUAAGAGUUCUGUACAGGAAAGGUUGGAGUUCCUGUUGAGUGUUGGUGUCAAACAUAAAGACAUCAGGAAGAUAAUAUUGAGGCAGCCUCAACUUCUUGAGUAUACUGUGGAAAACAACCUGAAAUCCCAUGUCACAUUUUUAACUAGUUUGGGUAUUCCAGAAUCUAGAAUGGGUCAGAUAAUUACUGCAACUCCAUCUCUUUUUUCUUAUAGUGUGGAAAAUUCAUUAAAACCCACAGUGACUUACUUGCUUGAAGAGGUUGGUAUCGAGAAGAAUGACUUGGCCAAAGUUGUGCAGUUAAGCCCUCAAAUUCUGGUGCAGCGGAUUGACACUUCGUGGACAUCCCGCUUCAAUUUUCUCACUAGAGAAUUGGGUGCACCCAGAGAUAGUAUUGUCAAAAUGGUUAGGAAGCAUCCUCAAUUACUUCACUACAGCAUAGAGGAUGGAUUGCUUCCCCGGAUUAAUUUUUUUAGGAGCAUCGGAAUGCGCAAUUCGGAGAUACUAAAAGUGCUAACUAGCAUUACACAGGUCUUCUCUUUAUCACUUGAGGGGAAUCUGAAACCUAAGUACAUGUACUUGGUUAAUGAACUUGGCAAUGAAGUGCGAUCAUUGACUAAGUAUCCCAUGUACCUAAGCUUGUCGCUGGAUCAGAGAAUUAGGCCACGCCAUAUGUUUUUGGUUUCUCUAAAGAGGGCUCCCAAGGGUAAAUUUCCAUUAAGUUCACUGAUCCCAACUGAUGAAUCUUUUUGCCAGCAGUGGGCAGGGACUAGCUUGGACAAAUAUCUUGAUUUUCGGCAGAGAUUGCUUCUAAAGGAACUUGCCAGAAAAUACGAAAGACGAUAACAUCUGGUAGCAGAUCUCUGCCCUGCAUACUUAUUAUAAGGCUAAUUUUGUGAAAGGAUUCUAUAGCACUUGGAUGACCCAUAUACGCAAGUAUCUGUAUUUAUGUUUUCCAAAAGUUAUUUUUCGUUUCUUAA